Messenger RNA from Glarea lozoyensis ATCC 20868, 1185 nucleotides. RefSeq lists its product as uncharacterized. Lineage: Eukaryota; Fungi; Ascomycota; Leotiomycetes; Helotiales; Helotiaceae. The transcript has 2 exons. Gene Ontology annotation, biological process: transcription by RNA polymerase III. The coding region runs from base 1 to 1185 and encodes 394 amino acids. The record is from RefSeq and is a predicted model, not a curated record. Gene Ontology annotation, cellular component: RNA polymerase III complex.
AUGGCGUCCAGCAGCACGGCCAUGGAUCUGGAUGAACCCUCGAAAGAGGCCUCCAAGACUCCAGGGCUAGGCGGGAAGAACGAGGUCGAUCCGGUUCUUGAGGUACUGAAUGAUGCGAAGAGACGAGUCUACCAGCAAUGUUGGGACGAAGUCACCCAUGGCGAAGGGAACCGCCAGACAGUCUUUUACCAGACAGAUAUUUUGGAUCUCGGCAUUAUCCCAGAUAACAACAUCGAGACGCUUCUUAUGGUGACCCAGGCGCUUUUGGAUGAGAAAUUGUUCAAGGCGGUACAUUCGAGUGAAGGUUUAGGGUUCCGGGUUCGUAGUGAAGACGAAGCCAAAGUUUUUCGAGGUCUCAGUGCAGACCAAGAACUUGUCUACGGCUUGAUUGACGAAUCAGAAGCUGAAGGAAUAUGGCACAAAACUAUCAAAGCAAGAUUGAAUCUCCACGAGACGGCCUUGACGCUAUGUCUCAAACAAUUGCAACAGAAGGGACUGGUUGGUGAAAUGAAAUCCGUACAGAACCCUUCGAGGAAAAUGUGGAUUAAAGCCCAUUUACGGCCCAGUGAGCGAGCUACAGGCGGUUCCUGGUAUACGGACGGAGAAUUGGACGAGGUAUUCAUCCAGCAAAUCUGCGACUUGUUAUAUGCGCACAUCAAGCAAAAGAGCUUCUACUUCUCUUCUUCAGCCUACAAGAAAUCAAGUAAAGGCGGAAAGAAACCCUCUCUCAAAGAAGCCUCAGCAGCCCGAGACAAAGUGCUCGCCUCCAAAGGCCUCGACAAACCCGAAAUCGACGACGAGAGAUCCUCCCGCUCCCGAAAAUACGAUGCGUACUUCCCCAUGCCCGCAGACUAUAACGGCUACCCGAACGUAGACGAGCUCACGGGGUUCAUUCACAACAUCGGAAUCACAUCUCAACUCCUCGUCUCAAGCGAGAUCCAGCAACUACUAGAUAUAAUGUGCUUCGACGGCAAGAUCGAGCGUGUGGUAAUGGGUUCCUAUGAGGGGAAAGAAGCAUCCAUUGGGUACAAAGCCACCAGACGGACGUUGAGAGAUGAGCACGAGCUUGGGAGUGUCCUUACGGAAGCUCCUUGUGGUCGAUGCCCUGUGUUUGACAUUUGUGACGAGGGCGGCCCUGUGAAUCCAAAGGAGUGUACUUAUUUGGAUGAGUGGCUGCAAUUUUGA